AGCUUUCAUCGUAGGAUAGGCCACGGAGAGAGGAGGGAGAUAAACUGCUGGGAAGCUGCAAGAUGGCGGCCGCUAGCUGAGGGUUCCGCCGACACACUGCCGCUACAGGACAUCGCCUUGUUUAUUUAUUCUUAUUGUGGAGACGGUUAAGGUGGAAUAAAAACAGAGGACUGAGACCGGGGAGAUAGUCAUUAAACCGGCAUUCGUGUUAUUUUUUUUUAUUUAAAAAAAAAAAAGCAGCGUGCUUGGCUCCGCCUAGAGGGGCGCACAGCAGACAUUUUUCUUUUUUGUUUUUUUCUUUUUUCCCUAUUAUUGUGCUACGAACCCCGGAUAGAAAUCACUACUGCCGCCGAGUGGGUGUGUGGAGCGCGGAUUGUUCGCCAUGACGUCCAUACACUUCGUGGUGCACCCGCUGCCUGGCACCGAGGACCAGCUUAAUGACCGACUAAGAGAAGUUUCUGAAAAGUUGAAUAAAUACAAUCUAAGCAGCCACCCCCCUUUGAAUGUCUUGGAGCAAACGACUAUAAAGCAGUGCGUGGUUGGACCUAAUCAUGCUGCUUUCCUACUGGAGGAUGGCAGAAUCUGCAGAAUUGGGUUUUCCGUUCAGCCAGACAGAUUGGAAUUGAGUAAACCAGAGAACAAUGAUGGUUCAAAGUUGAGCAGUGGCUCAGGGGCCGGAAGAACAUCCAGGCCGGGCAGGACUAGCGACUCUCCCUGGUUUUUGUCUGGUUCUGAAACUCUGGGCAGACUUGCAGGCAACACCCUUGGAAGUCGUUGGAGUUCGGGUGUGGGUGGAAGUGGAGGUGGCUCUUCUGGUCGCUCCUCAGCUGGUGCGAGAGACUCUCGAAGGCAGACACGAGUUAUACGCACAGGAAGGGACAGGGGCUCUGGACUACUAGGCAGUCAGCCGCAACCUGUUAUUCCAGCGUCUGUAAUUCCGGAGGAACUUAUAUCACAGGCCCAGGUUGUCCUUCAAGGAAAGUCUCGAAGUGUCAUCAUAAGAGAGUUGCAGAGGACAAACCUUGAUGUGAACCUUGCGGUAAAUAAUCUGUUGAGUCGGGAUGAUGAAGAUGGUGAUGAUGGCGAUGAUACAGCCAGUGAAUCUUACUUACCUGGUGAGGAUCUUAUGUCACUGCUGGAUGCUGACAUUCAUUCUGCUCACCCAAGUGUCAUAAUUGAUGCUGAUGCUAUGUUUUCAGAAGAUAUUAGCUACUUUGGUUAUCCAUCCUUUCGUCGCUCUUCACUUUCCAGGAUAGGCUCAUCUAGAGUUCUCCUUCUUCCCUUAGAGAGAGACUCUGAGCUGUUGCGUGAACGUGAGUCAGUCUUGCGUUUGCGUGAGCGAAGAUGGCUUGAUGGUGCCUCGUUCGAUAAUGAAAGAGGCUCCACAAGUAAAGACGGCGAGCCUGUGUUGGAUAAGAAGAAUACACCCAUCCAAAGUCCUGUGUCGCUGGGGGAAGACUUGCAGUGGUGGCCAGAAAAGGAUGGAACAAAAUUUAUUUCUAUCGGAGCACUUUAUUCUGAGCUGAUUGCCGUCAGCAGUAAAGGAGAGCUGUAUCAGUGGAAGUGGAUAGAGUCGGAACCAUACAGAAACCCACAGAAUCCAUCAUUACAUCAUCCGAGAAUAACAUUCUUAGGCUUGGCAAAUGAGAAAAUAGUCCUCCUUUCAGCAAAUAGUAUAAGAGCUACAGUAGCCACUGAAAGCAACAAGGUUGCCACUUGGGUUGAUGAGACCUUAAGCUCUGUUGCAUCUAAACUAGAGCACACUGCCCAGGUCUUCCCGGAAUUACAAGGUGAUAAGAUUGUGUCGCUACAUUGCUGCGCUCUCUACACCUGCGCGCAGCUAGAAAAUAACCUGUACUGGUGGGGUGUUGUUCCAUUCAGUCAGAGGAAAAAAAUGCUUGAAAAAGCACGUGCAAAGAAUAAAAAACCCAAGUCUAGUGGUGGGAUUUCUUCCAUUCCAAAUAUCACUGUUGGUACCCAGGUAUGCUUAAGAAACAACCCUCUCUACCACGCUGGAGCCGUAGCCUUCUCAAUCAGUGCUGGGAUUCCUAAGGUGGGAGUUUUAAUGGAGUCCGUGUGGAACAUGAACGACAGCUGCAGAUUCCAGCUGCGCUCACCAGAGAGUCUGAAGAACAUGGAGAAAUCUAGCAAAACCACAGAGGCCAAGCCUGAAAGUAAACAGGAGCCAGUCAAAACCGAAAUGGGUCCACCACCUUCUCCAGCGUCCACUUGCAGUGAUGCCUCUUCCAUAGCAAGUAGCGCCUCAAUGCCAUACAAGCGACGGAGAUCCACUCCAGCUCCCAAAGAAGAAGAGAAGGUGAACGAAGAACAGUGGUCACUUCGAGAGGUUGUUUUUGUGGAAGAUGUUAAAAAUGUUCCUGUGGGCAAGGUGCUUAAAGUUGAUGGGGCUUAUGUUGCUGUGAAGUUCCCUGGUACUUCCAAUAAUUCAAGUAGCCAAUGUAAUCCUGGAUGUGAUCCAGACCCCUCAUCUCUUCUUCAGGACUGUCGCUUACUGAGAAUUGAUGAGCUUCAGGUAGUGAAAACAGGUGGAACACCUAAAGUUCCGGACUGUUUCCAACGGACUCCUAAAAAGUUGUGCAUUCCUGAAAAGACUGAAAUCCUGGCUGUGAACGUAGAUUCUAAAGGUGUCCAUGCGGUUUUGAAGACUGGGACCUGGGUCCGGUAUUGUAUUUUUGAUCUUGCUACUGGAAAAGCUGAACAGGAAAACAACUUUCCCACCAGCAGCAUUGCUUUCCUUGGACAGAAUGAGAGAAAUGUUGCCAUUUUUACUGCUGGACAGGAGUCACCAAUCAUCCUGAGAGAUGGAAAUGGUACCAUUUAUCCAAUGGCUAAAGACUGUAUGGGUGGCAUAAGAGAUCCUGAUUGGCUCGAUCUUCCACCAAUCAGCAGCCUUGGUAUGGGAGUUCACUCGUUAACUAAUCUGCCAGCUAAUUCAACCAUCAAGAAGAAAGCUGCCAUAAUAAUCAUGGCUGUUGAGAAACAGACCCUGAUGCAGCAUAUCCUGCGAUGUGACUAUGAGGCGUGCCGGCAGUACCUGAUAAACUUAGAGCAAGGUGUUGUUUUGGAUCAGAACACUCAGAUGCUCCAAACCUUUCUCAGCCACCGGUGUGAUGGGAAUCGUAACAUUCUCCAUGCAUGCGUCUCCGUCUGCUUUCCAACAAGCAACAAGGAAACGAAAGAAGAGGAAGGUAAGGAAGCAGAGCGCUCGGAAAGGAAUACGUUUGCAGAAAGGCUCUCUGCGGUGGAAGCCAUUGCCAAUGCUAUUUCUGUGGUAUCCAGUAACGGGCCUGGAAAUCGUGCCGGGUCAUCCAGUAGCAGAAGCCUGAGGCUGAGGGAGAUGAUGAGACGAUCCCUUCGGGCAGCUGGCCUAGGAAGACAUGAAGCUGGAGCCGCUAGUGAUCACCAAGACCCUGUAUCUCCUCCAAUAGCUCCACCUAGCUGGGUUCCUGAUCCACCAGCUAUGGACCCAGAUGGGGACAUAGAUUUUAUCCUUGCCCCUGCUGUAGGAUCCCUUACCACAGCAUCUACAGGCACUGGCCAAGGCCCUAGUACUUCAACCAUACCAGGUCCAUCUACCGAGCCCUCCGUUGUGGAAUCCAAAGAUCGUAAAGCCAAUGCUCACUUUAUUCUGAAGUUGCUGUGUGAUAGCUUAGUCCUGCAGCCCUACCUAAGAGAUCUUCUCUCUGCCAAGGAUGCUAGAGGCAUGACUCCAUUCAUGUCAGCUGUUAGCGGCAGAGCCUACCCAGCUGCCAUAACCAUACUGGAGACUGCUCAGAAAAUUGCAAAGGCUGGAGCCAACGCCAGCGAGAAGGAGGAAGACGUAUUCAAGGGAAUGAUUUGUCCUCCAGGAACCAAUGCAGAUGACUCUCCGCUCUACGUCCUUUGCUGCAACGAUACAUGCAGCUUCACCUGGACAGGAGCUGAGCAUAUCAAUCAGGACAUAUUUGAGUGUCGGACAUGUGGCUUAUUGGAGUCUCUCUGCUGCUGCACAGAGUGUGCAAGAGUUUGCCACAAGGGACACGACUGCAAGUUAAAGCGGACAUCGCCUACAGCUUAUUGCGACUGCUGGGAGAAAUGUAAAUGCAAAACCUUAAUUGCAGGUCAAAAGUCUGCUCGUCUUGACCUGUUGUACAGACUGCUAACCAUUACCAACUUGGUGACGAUGCCAAAUAGCAGAGGGGAGCACCUUCUUCUCUUCUUGGUCCAGACUGUGGCCAGACAGACCGUAGAACAUUGCCAGUACCGACCACCUCGCAUCAGAGAAGAUCGAAACCGCAAAGCCGCGAAUCCUGAAGAUUCAGAUAUGCCAGACCAUGACUUGGAGCCGCCAAGGUUUGCCCAGCUCGCUCUUGAACGUGUCUUGCAAGACUGGAAUGCCCUGAAAUCUAUGAUCAUGUUUGGCUCCCAAGAAAAUAAAGACCCUCUUAGUGCAAGCAGUAGAAUAGGUCAUCUCCUUCCAGAAGAACAAAUCUACUUGAACCAACAGAGCGGUACCAUUCGUCUAGAUUGUUUCACCCACUGCCUUAUCGUUAAAUGCACUGCAGACAUUUUGUUAUUGGAUACGUUGCUGGGAACCCUUGUGAAGGAAUUGCAGAACAAAUACACCCCUGGUCGCAGAGAAGAAGCAGUCGCUGUCACAAUGCGCUUUCUUCGCUCAGUGGCUCGGGUCUUUGUCAUUCUCAGUGUUGAGAUGGCUUCCUCCAAGAAGAAAAACAAUUUUAUUCCACAGCCAAUUGGCAAGUGCAAGCGAGUGUUCCAGGCCUUGCUCCCUUAUGCCGUGGAGGAGUUGUGCAAUGUUGCUGAAUCGCUAAUUGUCCCAGUGAGAAUGGGCAUUGCUCGUCCAACGGCACCGUUUACGUUGGCGAGUACAAGUAUAGAUGCGAUGCAGGGCAGCGAAGAACUAUUCUCUGUGGAACCUCUCCCACCAAGGCCCUCAUCCGAUCAGUCGAGCAGCUCGAAUCCAUCCCAGUCAUCCUAUAUCAUUAGAAACCCCCAGCAAAGAAGAAUAAGUCAGUCCCAGCCUGUGAGAGGCAGAGAUGAAGAGCAGGAUGACAUUGUGUCAGCAGAUGUGGAAGAGGUGGAAGUAGUGGAGGGGGUUGCUGGAGAGGAAGACCACCAUGAUGAACAGGAGGAACAUGGGGAGGAAAAUGCUGAGGCCGAAGGGCAACAUGAUGAGCAUGACGAGGAUGGAAGCGACAUGGAGCUAGAUCUUCUGGCUGCGGCUGAGACAGAAAGUGACAGCGAGAGUAAUCACAGCAAUCAGGACAACGCUAGUGGUAGGAGAAGUGUUGUUACAGCAGCAACGGCCGGUUCAGAAGCAGGUGCAAGCAGCGUCCCAGCCUUCUUUUCAGAGGAUGAUUCUCAGUCUAAUGACUCCAGUGACUCAGACAGCAGUAGCAGUCAAAGUGAUGACCUUGACCAGGAAACCUUCAUGAUCGACGAGCCCCUGGAGAGAUCAACAAAUAGCUCCCAUGCUAAUGGCGCUGCCCAGGCUCCCCGCUCCAUGCAAUGGGCAGUGAGGAACACGCAGAGUCAGAGAGCACCCAACGCUGCCCCAUCGAGCACUUCCACUCCCGCAGGCAAUUCUGGUGCUCUGAUUUACAUCGAGCCAUCCAGCCUACGUCGUAGCGGUAACAUGAGCUCCAGUGCAGCAGCUGCCCUCGAAGCAAGCAAUUCUAGCAGUUACCUUACUUCUGCCAGCAGCCUCGCACGUGCAUACAGCAUAGUCAUUAGGCAAAUAUCGGACUUGAUGGGCCUGAUCCCAAAGUACAACCACUUGGUUUAUUCUCAGAUCCCAGCCGCUGUGAAGCUGACUUAUCAAGAUGCCGUUAACUUGCAGAACUAUGUUGAAGAAAAACUUAUACCAACUUGGAACUGGAUGGUUAGCAUUAUGGACUCCACCGAGGCCCAGCUUCGUUACGGAUCUGCACUAUCAUCCGCUGGCGAUCCAGGUCACCCAAACCAUCCUCUGCAUGCUUCCCAGAAUUCCACUCGGAGAGAGAGGAUGACUGCACGUGAGGAGGCCAGUUUGAGGACCCUCGAGGGAAGGAGAAGAGCCACUCUGCUUAGUGCUCGUCAAGGAAUGUCUGCUCGUGGAGACUUUCUAAACUAUGCGCUUUCUCUCAUGCGUUCUCACAACGAUGAGCAUUCUGAUGUACUCCCGGUUUUGGACGUCUGCUCCCUGAAACACGUGGCAUAUGUCUUCCAGGCUCUUAUUUACUGGAUUAAGGCAAUGAACCAGCAAACCACGCUAGACACUCCGCAGCUGGAAAGAAAGAGGACCCGAGAAUUACUGGAACUUGGCCUCGAUAAUGAAGAUUCUGAGCAUGAAAACGACGAUGACACAAAUCAGAGCUCAACUUUGAAUGACAAGGAAGAAGAUGCUUUACCAGCCGAGACUGGUCAGCAUCACCCGUUUUUCCGCCGGUCAGACUCUAUGACGUUUCUGGGUUGCAUUCCACCAAACCCCUUUGAAGUUCCUCUGGCAGAAGCCAUCCCGCUAGCUGACCAGCCACAUCUUCUCCAGCCCAAUGCUCGAAAGGAAGACUUGUUUGGUCGUCCAAGUCAAGGCCUCUAUUCUUCUUCAGCUAACAGCGGGAAAAGCCUAAUGGAAGUAACCGUGGACAGAAACUGCCUUGAGGUCCUCCCAACCAAAAUGUCUUAUGCAGCCAACUUGAAAAAUGUGAUGAGCAUGCAAAGCCGGCAGAAAGAAACAGAAGAUCAAAAUGUGCCGCCUGAAGAACCAGAUGGCUCUAAGCCAGGACCUUCAGCGCAUGAUCUCGCGGCUCAGUUGAAGAGCAGUUUAUUGGCAGAAAUCGGUCUGACGGAGAGCGAAGGGCCACCUCUCACAUCAUUCAGGCCCCAGUGCAGUUUCAUGGGCAUGGUGAUUUCUCACGAUAUGCUCUUAGGACGUUGGCGUUUGUCCCUCGAGCUUUUUGGAAGAGUAUUUAUGGAGGAUGUUGGCGCGGAGCCGGGAUCAAUUUUGACAGAGUUGGGUGGUUUUGAAGUAAAAGAAUCAAAGUUCCGCAGAGAAAUGGAGAAGCUUCGAAAUCAGCAAUCAAGAGACUUGACUCUGGAGGUUGAUAGAGACAGAGACCUCCUUAUUCAGCAAACAAUGAGGCAACUAAAUAAUCACUUUGGCCGCAGAUGUGCCACAACGCCAAUGGCCGUCCAUAGAGUAAAGGUCACCUUCAAGGAUGAGCCGGGAGAAGGCAGUGGAGUGGCCCGAAGUUUUUACACUGCAGUCGCGCAAGCAUUCUUAUCGAAUGAGAAGUUGCCAAGUCUUGACUGUAUCCAAAAUGCAAACAAAGGAACACAUACAAGCUUAAUGCAAAGAUUAAGAAACCGAGGCGAGAGAGACCGUGAAAGGGAGAGAGACAUGCGAAGAAGUAGCGGUCUGCGUGCGGGUUCUCGCCGUGAUAGAGACAGAGACUUCAGGAGGCAGCUUUCUAUUGACACUCGUCCGUUCCGGCCGGCCUCAGAAGGAAACCCCAGUGAUGAUCCGGAUCCGCUUCCAGCACAUAGACAGGCUCUCGGGGAGCGGCUGUACCCUCGCGUGCAAGCAAUGCAGCCCGCAUUUGCAAGUAAAAUCACCGGCAUGCUGCUGGAACUGUCUCCUGCGCAACUUCUACUGCUGCUCGCCAGCGAAGAUUCUCUGAGGGCCAGGGUGGACGAGGCCAUGGAGCUGAUCAUUGCACAUGGCAGGGAAAAUGGAGCAGACAGCAUCCUUGAUCUUGGUUUAUUAGACUCAACUGAGAAGGUGCAGGAGAACCGCAAACGCCACGGCUCCAGUCGCAGUGUCGUCGACAUGGAGCUAACGGACACCGAUGAUGGCGACGACAAUGCCUCACUCUUCUACCAGCCUGGCAAAAGAGGUUUCUACACUCCCAGACCUGGGAAAAAUACCGAGGCUCGGUUAAACUGCUUUCGAAAUAUUGGCAGGAUCCUUGGUUUAUGUUUGCUACAGAAUGAAUUAUGUCCCAUCACACUGAACAGACAAGUGAUCAAAGUGCUUCUCGGUAGAAAAGUAAACUGGCAUGACUUUGCCUUUUUUGAUCAUGUUAUGUAUGAGAGUUUGCGACAGCUGAUCCUGGCUUCCCAGGGCCCUGACGCAGAUGCCGUGUUCGCAUCUAUGGACCUUGCGUUUGCAAUAGACCUGUGUAAAGAGGAGAGCGGCGGACAGGUGGAGCUGGUUCCCAAUGGUGUGAAUAUCCCUGUUACACCACAGAAUGUGUAUGAAUACGUGCGCAAAUACGCAGAACACAGAAUGCUGGUUGUUGCAGAGCAGCCUCUACACGCCAUGAGGAAAGGUCUGCUGGACGUGCUUCCAAAGAGUGCAUUAGAAGAUUUAACCGCAGAGGACUUCAGACUAUUGGUCAAUGGUUGUGGCGAAGUUAAUGUCCAAAUGCUGAUCAGUUUUACAUCCUUCAACGAUGAGUCAGGAGAGAACGCAGAGAAACUUCUGCAGUUUAAGCGCUGGUUCUGGUCAAUUGUUGAGAAGAUGAGUAUGACAGAGAGGCAGGAUCUGGUGUAUUUUUGGACAUCAAGCCCAUCGUUGCCUGCAAGCGAAGAGGGAUUUCAACCCAUGCCAUCCAUCACCAUCCGACCACCAGACGACCAACACCUUCCAACCGCAAACACUUGCAUCUCCCGUCUAUACGUUCCCCUUUACUCCUCCAAACAGAUCCUAAAACAGAAAUUGUUACUUGCUAUUAAGACCAAGAAUUUUGGUUUUGUGUAGAGUAAAUAAGAUGCGCUGCUGUGUAAUAUUCCUAGCGGUUUUUUUUUUCUCGUAGGUUUUUUUUUUCUCCCCGUUUGUCUAUAAUGGUUUAUCCGGCUCAGUGCUGUCGCGUCCCCUGGUGGUACAUCAAGGACUGACUCCUUCUUGGUGUUCAGAGCUGCAGGCGUUUCUGGCACCAGAGGGGUUGAGAGACAUUCCUCUGGUACACCUGCAAAAAAAAAAAAUUAACUCAUUGUAAACUAAUAAUCAUAUAGCACCUUUUUGACACUUUACAGUUUGGCUAGGUAACUCUUACUAGGCCCAGCCCGGGAUGGACAAGACAGCAGGAUGUUCUAAAAUACACUGUGAUUCUUGGUUUUUACCCCUAAGGAGAGGAAAGAAUAACAUUUUGAGAAUUCACUGCUGCUGCCUUUCUGGAACGUGGUUCAUCGCAGGUCGUUGUAUUGAGGGAGUAAGAAAUUUCAAAAUAAAAAAACGGGAAAACAAGUAUUUUGUCUUUUUUUUUUUUCUUUUUUUUUGUGGGAAGAGCUGGCCAUUUUUUCCCCAUGUUUCAUUCUAGUUUGGCUACCAUGUGUAUAUUAUGUAUAUUAAAAUGUAAGUGAUCAUGAAGUAAUUUUGAGCCUAUGUUGCACUAUUCAGUUUUGAAGUGUCCCGUUCGAGUCAAUCUGUCCGCAGGAAUAUCCCUAAACUGGAAGUAUGGUGAAGGUGGCAAGGGGGGGAAUAGGCUAUAAAAUUUGCAUGUUAAGCUACAUGUAUGUAACUUUCUGUUAAAUGCAUUCAAAAUCACUUUACUAUGUUAACUUUUUUUUCAUUCACUUGUUUGUCAAUGAACCAUCAAAAUUACACCUCUCAACUACUGUUUUUACUUUAAAUGGAUGCUUUUAGUAAAAAAAAAAAAAAAAAGUUGAAAAGUAAAA
Molecule: messenger RNA, 9678 nt
Organism: Spea bombifrons (plains spadefoot toad)
Lineage: Eukaryota; Metazoa; Chordata; Amphibia; Anura; Pelobatidae
Gene: UBR5
Product: ubiquitin protein ligase E3 component n-recognin 5
Exons: 59
Coding region: 383-8761 (2792 amino acids)
Biological process (GO): DNA damage response; regulation of double-strand break repair; protein polyubiquitination
Cellular component (GO): nucleus
Molecular function (GO): ubiquitin binding; ubiquitin-protein transferase activity; RNA binding
Source: RefSeq, a predicted model, not a curated record